AUGAAGACUGACUACCAAUGGGGCAUCACCCCCGUCUUCUCCACUUUCACAUUAACAGCGAUCUCCGUCGAUCGAAAUAUUUUGAUCCGACAUCAGAUAAAGAAACCAUUAAGAAUUAAACACGCAUUGAGGGUCAUUGCGGGAUUCGCCACUUUCGCCUCACUAAUCUCACUGCCAACAAUGCUCAAGCAACGUCUCGGGCCAUUCCCAAACUUUUGCGGCGAAUUUUGCACAGAGAAUCUAUGGUGGUGUCCUUUUGAUCAUGUAAUUCGUGAUCCCGUUCACCAUUAUCAUUAUCUCAUAUACGGCAAUCUCGCUAAGGAUUGGACAAAUCAACAAAGAAUAGCUUUGAAGAAAAGACAAAAAACGAAUUGGAUGUUGAUUGCGAUGGUGGUCGUCUUUUCAGCUAGCUGGUUCUGGUCGGUUGCUUACAAUGCGCUCAGGAAUUAUAAUUAUUUGCCGGAUGUGUUGAGAGAUCAGGAAUAUUUGCUGGGAAUUGGAACGCAUUGUAUAGCGAUGACGUCAACGGUGAGUGAGAUUAAAAAAGUC
Messenger RNA from Mesorhabditis belari, 549 nucleotides. The record is from the annotation of a GenBank genome assembly. Lineage: Eukaryota; Metazoa; Nematoda; Chromadorea; Rhabditida; Rhabditidae.